Messenger RNA from Astyanax mexicanus (Mexican tetra), 809 nucleotides. RefSeq names its product immune-related, lectin-like receptor 4 (gene illr4). The record is from RefSeq and is a predicted model, not a curated record. The coding region runs from base 1 to 684 and encodes 227 amino acids. The transcript is spliced from 7 exons. Lineage: Eukaryota; Metazoa; Chordata; Actinopteri; Characiformes; Acestrorhamphidae.
AUGUACUCUAAAUCACACGCUGGGUCCUGUUUGCACUGUGCUUGCCCUGCAUUUGUGGCGCUGUGUCUGAUCCUUUUGGGUGCAGUUGCUGUUCUCACUGUGUUGUAUAUUUCUCAUGACCUGAAACUGAAAGAGCGGCUUGAGCUUCAAGACCAGCUGAGCAAGAACCAAACUGAACACGGACAACAUGAUUUAUCAAGAAACUCUGCUGAUUCUCGGAGAAACUGUUUCCAAAGAGAGUUAUCCUGCCCAAAAAAAUGGGAGUACCAUGGUGGGAAGUGCUAUUUCUUCUCUGAAAAUCGUUUGAACUGGACUCGGAGUCGAGACCACUGCAUCUCCAUUGGAGGACAUUUGGCAAUCAAGAGCAUAGAAGAGCAGGAAUUUAUGGGAAGAUUAGUACAAUCAAAAAUGAUGACAGACAAUGACAGAUUUUGGAUUGGCCUGACAGAUGAACAGGUCGAGACACAGUGGCUGUGGGUGGACAACACGCCUCUGGACGAGAUGAUUCGACACUGGUUGGAAAAGGAACCAGACAACUGGACUGUUAUACUGAUUAAUCCAACUGGCGAGGACUGUGCAAGCAUGGGAAAAGGCUAUCCUACAGACUCUGAUAACUGGCAUGAUGAAAACUGUGCCACAUUACACAAAAGUGUAUGUGAAAGCAUAUCUCCAAACAACGGAUGAGAACGUACAUCCACAAUAAAACAAUAGAGAAAGUGACAGUAUGUCAUUUUCUCAUUUUUGAUUUAUUUUCCUUUCUUCUGCCUUUCUCUUGUAUUAUAACCUGUAUAAAAAAGAGAAUUACAAAA